AUAGAGGAACUCAUACAAGUUGUGAGGUUCAUCUUACUUCCUGUUAAGCAAGCAAGGCAAACGAAAUAGACCGCCCUUUGUUGAAUGAACUAGUUUUCAAGUGCCAUGUAAGCUUCAAAGUGUUCAGACUCGGCUUUCACAAUUAUUUUGACUCCAGGGACUCAUCUCAGAACAGCUGCAUGUAGCUCAGUUCAUGCCUGUUUUGAAACAAUAUGACAACAGAAGUGAAUGACUGGACAUACUCAAUCUUAAAGAAAUUGACACUUCAAGAACCACACAUUUACAUUGUGAGGUGACAUUCCAGUGCCUUAAAUCAUCCCACAAAGUUUUCAACUCAUUCAGAGUGGGACAGAAUGGAGGGUGCUCAUGACAAAAGAAGGUCACCGGCUGCAAAUUACGAGUAUAAAGUGGAGCAGCGUGCUGUGAAGCACAGAGAAAUCAGCCAUCGGAAUAACAUGACAUCAUGUCGCAGUCCCACGAGAGAUCUGGACACAAGGUGGAUUAAAACUGAAAUGCAUCGCAAAAGACAGUUUGAGUUCUUCAAAAGAAGACCAGUGGACCAUGGCACAUACACACUGUUAUCUGCAGUGCCAAGGCACAGAUACUCAAGAGAAACCCUGGAUGCACCAGAGCAUAUGACGCAAACCUUAACGUCAAUCAGACAGCCCUUGAUAACAAGUCGAAAUGUAAAGCUCCAGAGAGAUGCCAUUAACUUUACAAAGCAGACAGUCUCCACAGUUCCAAUGAAUGAUGAACAUGACCUGAAAUCAGACGAAUGGAAUGUACCAGUACUCAAUUCUGUUCGGCUUCAUGGGAAAAUUAAAAAGGAGCGAGUUCUGCUGAAAGAAAUCACUCAGCUCUCAAACACCCAGAAGACAUUGCAAACAGCCAGCAUUCAGACUGAGUCUGGAUUUGUUACCGUCAAAGAAGCAGAUGUACACCAGUUGGCUGACUAUUUAGAAGAGGCUUUACAAAGAGAAGAGGCUCUUAAAAAGAAACUCUCCAACCUCCAGAAAAGCGCCGCCACAUUACUGCACUCUACAGAGCUCCUGUGGAAGACACGCUGUGAUGAGGACUUGCUGAAGAGUAAGAUCAAAGCCCUGGAGGCUCAGCUGCAGGCUUGCAUCAAGGUUCCUCAGGAUGGAGUGAAAAAAGUGAUGCUAAAGAUGGAAAAACAGAGGGAGGAGUAUGAACAGAAGGCUGUGAAGGCUAUUCAGAGGGCAGAGAAUGAGAAGGCAGAAGCUCAGAGUAAGAUGGAGUACCUCCAGGGGGCUCUGGAGACAGCACAGGCAGAGUCUGAGUGGUGGCAGAGGCUGUGUGAGGAGCUGAAAGUGGGUUCGAGUCAGUUAAAGAAGAGGCAGGAUGAGUGCACCGAUCAGAUGUUACAGCUGCAGGGUCACUUGGAGCGUUCUGUGGAACAGGAGGAGAUGCUGAGGAAACAGAGUGAAUCUCUGCAGCAGGAGAGAGCAGAGCUUCAUUCCUGCAUCUCAGAGCUGGAGGAGGAGAACCUCAACCUGAAAGAACAUCUACAGGAACUCACAGGACACAACCAUGAUAGGUGGAACAGUAACGCAGAAGUAUAUGAAGAUGCUUCAGUGGACCAGCUCCUGAUGACAGAUAACAGCAUAGCCAGACAACUGAGCGAGACUGAACACAGACUCAGAAUGAAAGAAAAAAAGUGCAUGGAGCUGCAGGCGGAUCUUGAGGCCCUGGAGCAAGAGUGUUACAGCUAUCAGUCCCGAAUGACCCAAUGCAGAGAAGAACUGAACAUACUGAAGGCACGCAAGAACAACAGCAGGAGUCGAGGUUGUGGGUCCUGGCUCUGUAUAUUUCUGUUCUUACUGCUUCUGAUGGUCGUGUUGGUGGCAGCCCUGUGGUUUUAUCAUCCACCUGCCAGAGAGCAGCUCCGCCAGUUUUACUCUGUCCUGGAACAGCGUAUGGGGGACUACCUCAUCCAGAAAGCUUCAGCACAGCAUGGAGCCUGCUUUAGACCUGUGUGAUGAGAGCAAAGUGCAAAGCCAAGAGUCUUCUAGAGUUUUUUUUGUUUGUUUUGGUUUGUUUAUAUUUAUUUUUGUAAAAGAAUGUUUUUAUGGUUCUUUGUAUUAGUAUCUAAAACAGACCAAACUGAUGUGUAAAUACUAGUGUCAUGUUACAAAAUAUUAUAAUGAAUUUCUAGUGUUUAUACCUAAAUCUGUAUCUGAAUUGUACAGUUUAUAACUGAUUAUUAGAAUUCGGUACAUUAAUGGAAAACGGUACAUUUAAACAUCCAAACAUGAUGGUAGUUCAACAGAUCAAGCCUGGAAUAAAUUUACUGUGUACAACUAAGAUUUGCAUUUUGACAUUAAUAUUAAACAUUUGUAUUUUGACUGUAUCUCUAUUUUUACUGAAUGAUAUCAAAAGGUAAUUUCCAGGGUAAUGUAAACUUCUUUCAGUUAGCACUCACUGAGUAUACAAGGAUAAUAUUGUUGCGUUGAAUGGCUGAAAAAGCACAUUGUCAUUACAGGUCACUCUCUUUAGCAUUCCAGACUGACCUACACAUUAAUGGAGAUCUGACACAGCUUGUUUUAACACAUUCACACGAUGCCCCUCCCUUUGCCAAACACUGCUUUCCACCAUGGUUUCCUAAGAUAACCAGAGCCAAUUAAAAUAUUCACUCCAACUCUAUAACAGUGAUAAUAGUUGACAGCCAUCAUAAAGGGUGAGUUAUUGUAUAUGCUUUUGCGGAAAUGCAUUUGUCAGACAAAUUUAAAAUUACAGAGGAACUUUCUGAUGCAUGAACUGCAGCUUGAACAUGAUGUAAAACUGGAAGUGCAUACUACAGUGUGAAAUAAAACAGUAUGUAGGCCUGA
Messenger RNA from Cyprinus carpio (common carp), 2849 nucleotides. Its product is annotated as TRAF3-interacting JNK-activating modulator-like. Lineage: Eukaryota; Metazoa; Chordata; Actinopteri; Cypriniformes; Cyprinidae. The record is from RefSeq and is a predicted model, not a curated record.